Messenger RNA from Salpingoeca rosetta, 1925 nucleotides. Its product is annotated as homoserine O-acetyltransferase. Gene Ontology annotation, molecular function: L-serine O-acetyltransferase activity; homoserine O-acetyltransferase activity. The record is from RefSeq and is a predicted model, not a curated record. Lineage: Eukaryota; Choanoflagellata; Craspedida; Salpingoecidae. The transcript has 14 exons. Gene Ontology annotation, biological process: L-homoserine metabolic process. Bases 66 to 1556 code for a protein of 496 amino acids.
CACCACCACCACCACCACCACCACCACCAAGAAGAGCGGACACCCUUCAAUCAGGCCAGGAAGCCAUGCUUGCGGGACUGCUGCAACGCCGCACAGGACUGAGCGUGGCGCGGUCAUUUCGAUCCGUGUUCGCACAUGAGCACCACCAGCAACGCCGACACAAGCACCAUCGCAAAGGGCAGCCGCAUCAACAACAGCCGCCGCAGCCGUCACAGCAGCGCCGUGGCCUUGAAGCCGGUUCCGCGUCCCCAGCUGCCCACCCAUUCUUCUCAGAGGCAUCACAAUGGAAGAACCCAGAGGGCGAGGUCACUUGCGUUCAGUACCCCGCCAACCACUACACAUACUACGUUGAGCCGAGCGAAUACGCCCCAUCAUUGCAGGAAGAGUCGUCCACAAACUCGGCCAUCCUUUCUGACGUCCACAUCCCAGAGCCGUCAUAUGUCACCAUCAACUACGGCUACAACGUGUUCCACAGCCGAGAGCCCUUCCAGUGUGAAAUCAAGGACAACCCAAAUGGAGGAGUGCUUCCCGAGCUUCAUCUUGCGUAUGAAACAUGGGGCACACUCUCUCCUGAAAAGGACAAUGUUGUCUUUCUGCACACGGGUCUCUCCGCCAGCAGUCACGCGCACUCGCACGAGAGGAACAAGACACCUGGGUGGUGGGAGAAGUUUAUUGGGCCGGGGAAGGCCAUUGACACAAACAAGUACUUUGUCAUCUGCUCAAACAACCUUGGCGGCUGCUACGGCACAUCUGGUCCCUCGUCUAUCAAUCCGUCAACCAACAAGGAAUAUGCAACGUCGUUUCCCUUGAUUACGGUUCAAGACAUGAUCCGUGCCCAGUUCCUGCUGCUGGACCAUCUUGGCAUUGACAAACUCCACGCGUCUGUCGGAUCGUCGCUCGGCGGCAUGCAGUCGCUGGCUGCCGCGGCCAUGUAUCCUGAGCGCGUUGGGCUGUGCGUCAGCAUCAGCGCCGCCCAUCGCGCCCAUCCAACAGCAAUCGCCCUCAGGUACAUGCAACGGCGCAUCAUCAUGGCAGACCCCCACUGGGCCGGCGGCAACUACUACGGCAAGAAAUUUCCCGUCCUCGGCAUGAAGCACGCAAGAGAGAUUGCAACCAUCAGCUACCGCAGCGGGCCCGAGUGGGAGAAACGCUUCAGCAGACAACGCAUCGACGGAGCACGGCACUCGUUCAUGCCAGAGUAUCUAAUUGAGACAUAUCUUGAUCACCAGGGUACAACUGCUUGCCUCCGCUACGAUCCAAACUCUCUCAUCUACAUCUCAAAGGCAAUGGACAUGUUUGACAUGACGGAUGGCUUUGAGGACCCAACGUCUGCCAUUGCCCGCAUCACGUGCCCGACGCUGGUGAUUGGCGUGCAGUCUGAUUUGCUCUUCCCCGUCAUGCAACAGCGAGAAGUCGUGCAGCUGCUCAGAGAGGGAGGCAACGAGAAUGUUACGUACUAUGAGCUGGAUGCCUUGUAUGGCCAUGACACAUUCCUGAUUGAUGUGAACACCGUUGGCGCCGCUGUAAAGGGUCACCUGGAGCACUGCUGCUUGUGAUGAUCACCACGAUCGUGUCAUGAUGUCACAACAGCGGCUGCUCACUUGUGUGUGUGUGUGUGUGUGUGUGUGUGUGUGUGUGUGUGUGUGUGUGUGCGUGCCGAGCAUGUGCUCCACAGGUCAGCUAUGUCUCAUUCCGCCUCUGCUGUUCGUUCCUUCUCGAUGUGCGUUGUCCUUGCUUGUCUUCAUGUCACACAUGUCACAUCACCACCAAGCGUUAACCAACCCCCAGCCAGCCAGCCAGCUUUCCCCCCCUUUUGUUUGCUUGCCACUUCUCGUUUCUUUUUUGGUGUCGUUCGGAGUUACAUAGACUAUUAUGUAAAUCUUCCAAAAACAAUCAGCACCCAAAUUUCAACGCCUGCUAUUUUG